Sorghum bicolor (sorghum) is the source of this 975-nucleotide messenger RNA. RefSeq names its product neurofilament medium polypeptide-like. The coding region runs from base 1 to 975 and encodes 324 amino acids. The transcript has 5 exons. The record is from RefSeq and is a predicted model, not a curated record. NCBI's taxonomy places the organism in Eukaryota, Viridiplantae, Streptophyta, Magnoliopsida, Poales, Poaceae.
AUGACGGUCGAGGAAGCUACGUCCAAAGCCCGGGAUGAGGCCCUGACCUACAAGAGCGCGGCUGCUGACCUUGGUAAGGAGAAGGGCCUCCUCCAGACUGAACUCGCCUCUGCCCGGGAAACCUUUCAAAGGAUGAAGGUGGAGUGCGUGAACAGCGAGAUUGCCAGGAGCGCCGCUGAGGAGGCCAGGAGGAAGGCUCUCGAAGAUCUCGAGGUGGAGCGGGCUCGAUCCCGCAGCUUUUCUGACGACGUUGAUCGUCUGAAGAGGGCACUGCUGGAAAAAGAUGGGGCCAUUGUGCAAGCCGGGCUUAAGGACGAGCUGCUGGCUGCCCAAGUUGAGGCUCGCUCCGCCAAGCGUCAGCUCGAGGGGGAGGGACCGAUCGACGUUCAGUCCUCAAGGCCUCCAGUAAAGGAGGACGGGGUCGACCGUGACAAGCGGCGGCAAUCCGCGGAAAAGCAGAAGUUGAAGCGGACGCUUGAGCAGGCCCAACCUUCAAUGGAGAAAAGGCUUAAAGCGGGCGCGGCCUCCAGAGAUUCGGGCUCCUCCGACCCUCGUCCGCCGACCGGUGCUGAGAGCGCCCCGCCUCGUCCCCUAGCGGGUGAGUCUGCCCCGUCGUCGCCAAAGCGGGUCGAUGCGAAUCACCCUCAAGGGCAGGAGGGAGCCCCCGAGCCUCCCCGAUCGGGGGUUGAGGCCGAUCCUAUCACUAUAAGUGACGGGUCAGGCGGCGACGGGUCCUCGAGGGACGCCUGCCCUAUGGACGAGGAGGUCGAGGCCUUUCCCAUCGCGAAGCGGACGCCUUGGCCCAUCGGGGUCCACUCUAUCGAAGAGCAGAGGAGGAAAGAAGAAAGAGAGCGCGAGCAGAAGACACGGCAACAGCCGCAGGAGGAACAACAGCUGCACCUGAAGGAAGGAGAAGUGGGGCAGCCGUCAGCAGAUCCCCAGCUCGAGGAGCUGUUGGAGCAGGACCGUCGCUAG